Molecule: messenger RNA, 2754 nt
Organism: Melanaphis sacchari
Lineage: Eukaryota; Metazoa; Arthropoda; Insecta; Hemiptera; Aphididae
Product: sodium-coupled monocarboxylate transporter 2
Exons: 13
Coding region: 880-2754 (624 amino acids)
Biological process (GO): sodium ion transport; transmembrane transport
Cellular component (GO): membrane
Molecular function (GO): symporter activity
Source: RefSeq, a predicted model, not a curated record
GUCUGUCAACCAAUCGUUCAGUUCACAUGCGGUUCGACUCGUGAGUUGUGCUGUUUGACGUUAAUAUCUCGUUGCGUACUCGUGCCACUAAUUGUCAUAAUAAUAUUAUAUCGUUCACAAUAAUAAUAAUAAUUAUUAUUAUAUUCGUAUAUAACAAUUCGCUAUCGUUUGUUUUUCUUCAGUUGCUACUUCGUAUCAUAAAAUAUUAAACAGUACACAGUUACCUACUCGUCCGACUUCCGUGCCGCGAUCCCGAUUCGUUUCAUUUUACGUUUUUUUUUUAGUAAUAAGAAUCAUUGUUUCUGUAGUCACUAUUUUUCGACGACGAGGAAACGCGACAUAAACAGUACUUAAUACAUUUAAAUAACGAUCGGACGGUUAGACCCAUUAUCUGUGAUAAUAUAUUUUAUUACGCUGCAGAAGACCGGAUCGCGCGUAAUCUCGCGAAUUUCGUUAACACCAACAGUAUAAUACGAUAUACACGAUAAUAUUAUUAUAAUAUAGGUACGAUAUUUAAAAAUGGCAGAAUCUUUCGUCCGAACAAUAAUUGUCGCUUUUGUCUCCGAUCAAACCAUGAAAAUGGCUUGAUCAUCCAGUAUCAGCCGUUGUCAUUUGUUGUGUGGCUUUUUUUAUUUGUUUGUCAACACUGAAAGAUAAAAAAGAUCACACCUGAUUUCAAGGUAAACAGCGAACAACAUUCUUCACUUUUCCAGAUAAUCAUGAUAGAUUAUCAUUUAUCACAUUUUGAGUUUCAGAAAAACCUCAGUUUGUAAUAAAACAUAAUAACUGAUUUUUAACGUAUCAGCAUUAUAUUGGAUAUAAAAUUUCAUAAGAAAAUACUUCCUUCGAGAAAAAGUUAUCAAGAUAUUAUAAUAAACCAUGCAAAGUAUUAUUUUCGAUUAUGCAGUUUUUCUACUGCUGAUUGGGUUGUCAUUUGCAGUAUUAAUUUAUAGUAAAAUAUCCGGUCCCAAAGAACAGACGAAAGCGGAUUAUGUGUUUGCAUCGAAAGGGUCGGUUUCAAUGGGAGCGAUGCUCCUAUCCAUUGCACGUGGAUUUCUGGGUGUCAAAGUCUUCCUUGGGUAUCCAUCUGAAUUUUAUUACAGAGGAAGUGGAAUGUGGGAAACCUUAUACGGAAUGUCCCUAGCAUUUCCUUUAGUUUUAUAUUUUUUCCUACCAGUGUAUUUUAAUCUCGGAAUUACUUCAGUUUAUCAAUACUUAGAUAUGCGAUUCAAAUCAAGACUUGUGAGAAGGCUUGCGUCUGCUACAUAUUUUAUUAGAAGUAUACUUAACCUUGGCGUGACAGUUUUCACACCAUGCGUCGCUUUAAAAACUGUGAUGGGAUUACCAUAUUGGUUUUCGAUCAUCUUAAUUACAUCGAUUGCCAUCAUUUUCACAUUACUGGGAGGUUUGAGAUCAGCUAUCCUUGCAGAUGCCGUUCAGAGUUUAGUGAUGAUUGGUUGCAGCAUAGUAAUCAUCGUACACGGUUUCUUUAUAGCCAAAGGUCCAUUGAAUGUAUUCGAAGUGAGCAAGGAAAGGAACAGGCUGGACUUUUUCAAUUUUGACAUGGAUCCUACGAUUCGCGUGUCAACGGUGUCCGCCACUCUAGGUCAACUGUUCAUGUCGCUUUCAAUGUUCGGAUGCCAACAAAAUUUCGUUCAACGCUACUUCAGUAUGGACUCUCAGAAACAAGUUGAAAAGGCUUUGUGGCUGACCAUACCGUUGAUGAUAUUCCUCUUCAGUCUAUCAUGGAUUGUUGGUAUGGUAAUAUUUACGGUGUACGCUGAUUGUGAUCCUCGAGCACUUGGAUACAUAUCGGAGAUCGACGAAAUCAUACCUUUUUACAUUGAAGAUAAAUUUUACUUUUUGCCGGGUUUCAUGGGACUCGUAUUGGCCAGUUUAUUCAACAGUGGACUUAGUAUAUUAGUGUCAAAUUUAAAUUCAAUCUCCACUGUUGCUUGGGAAGAUUUUGUUUCUCAAAUACCCAUAUUCAAAAGUGCUAGUGAAAAAAACCAACUAAUAUGCAUUAAAAGCAUAAGUGUAAUUAGUGGUUUUAUAGUUAUGGGUAUUGCAUUUAUUGUCGCACAAUCCUCGGGUGUUAUUGAUGCUUCUCAGCUUAUGACGUCUGCAACUAGUGGACCUCUUUUAGGAGUUUUUGUUUUAGCUAUGUUUUUCCCAUCAACAAAUUGGAAAGGUGCUGCUGCCGGUAUGAUAUCAAGUCACUUAAUGACCCUAUUUAUUGUACUUGGAUCGUUGUCUAUUGCCAAAGUACCUGAUUAUCUACCAGUAUCCACUGAAGGAUGUACGAAUACGACGUUCUCGCCUCAUAUUGAGCCGAUAUUUGAUGUACAGUAUAGUCAAUACAAAAUGAGCUUUAUCAACAAAACCCACGACGACAUGGCCGUUUCUAGUGUCCUAUCGUCGCCUGGAGUCAAAUCGUCCUCUAAAAACGAUAUACUGACAAUGUUGUAUUCGAUAACAUAUAUGUACUACUCGUUAUUGGGCACAUUUGUAACAGUCUUCAUUGGUGUCAUAGUCAGCUACGUGACAGACUUGUGGAGCAAAGAAGAAUCGGCCAACGAGGACCUGUUACACCCCAUGAGCCUAAAAGUCAAGUCUAUGUGUACUGGCGAGAAACAACGGUACGUCACUGACGGCAAGCAUAACAACGGCCCCAGCACGCUACCCAUGACCAAUGAAGCGCAGCCCACGUCGCUCUCGAGCGUGUUUACGGUCAAGUCAAACUCAUCCUCGUAA